AUUCUAAAUUUCUAAUCCACUCAGCAAAGAAGCAACACACGGUGUGUGUGAAAUGGAUCAAUUGAAGCCAAGUGCUGCAAACUCCAGUCCUCUCACUCCUCUGGGCUUCCUAGAGAGAGCUGCUACAGUAUACGGCGAGUGCACAUCCAUCGUGUACAACGAAAAAACUUACACGUGGUCGGAAACCCACCGUCGAUGCCUCCGAGUCGCUUCAUCAAUCUCAUCGCUCGGCAUCACAAGAGGCCACGUGGUCUCGGUGCUGGCCCCCAAUGUCCCCGCCAUGUACGAGCUCCACUUCGCCGUGCCCAUGGCCGGAGCGAUCCUGAACACCGUCAACACCCGCCUCGACGCCCGCACCGUCUCCAUACUCCUCCGCCACAGCGAAUCAAAGCUCAUCUUCGUCGAUUAUCUCUCAACCUCUCUAGUUCUAGAAGCACUCUGCCUCUUCCCACCAAACAUCAACCGUCCUACUCUCGUCCUCAUCACGGACAAUGAAGCUUCAUCACAACCCACCGACGAUUUUCAUACUACUUACGAGGGUUUGGUUGAUGGAGGUGAUCCAGAGUUCAACUGGAUCCGACCCAAAAGCGAGUGGGACCCAAUUGCGUUGAAUUACACAUCGGGCACCACCUCGUCUCCGAAGGGAGUGGUUCAUUGCCACCGUGGGAUUUUCAUCGUGGCCGUCAAUACAUUGAUCGAAUGGUCCGUUCCCAAGCAAGUGGUGUACUUGUGGACCCUACCCAUGUUCCACGCAAAUGGAUGGAGCUUCCCGUGGGGAAUCGCCGCCGUGGGCGGCACUAACAUCUGCCUCCGCAAAUUCGACGCUCCGCUCAUCUACGACGCGUUACGGCGGCACAAUGUGACCCACAUGUGCGGAGCUCCUGUUGUGCUGAACAUGUUGUCCAACUCCCCCGACGGCGAGCCUCUGAAAAACCCGGUUCACAUCCUCACCGCCGGAGCGCCACCGCCUGCGUCGGUGCUACUUCGGACCGAGUCGUUGGGUUUUGUAGUUACUCACGCUUACGGUUUGACGGAAACAGGCGGAUCAGUGGUGUCGUGCGAAUGGAAGCCGCAGUGGAAUCGGCUUCCGGCGACGGAGAGGGCGAGGCUGAAGGCGAGACAGGGAGUGAGGGCACUCGGGAUGAGUGAGUUGGACGUGAUAGAUCCCGAGUCAGGAGCGAGUGUGACUCGGGACGGGUCAACAGUGGGUGAGAUUGUGUUAAGUGGUGGGUGUAUCAUGCUGGGUUAUCUCAAAGACCCAGAAGGGACGUCCAAAUCGAUGGGAAACAAUGGUUGGUUCUAUACCGGAGAUGUGGGAGUGAUGCACCCAGAUGGGUAUAUAGAAAUCAAAGACCGAUCGAAGGAUGUAAUCAUCAGCGGCGGCGAGAAUGUGAGCAGCGUGGAGGUGGAAUCGGUUCUGUAUACGCACCCGACGGUUAGUGAGGCGGCUGUGGUGGCGCGACCGGACGAAUUCUGGGGCGAGACGCCGUGUGCUUUCAUAAGCCUGAAGGCGGAGACGACGGCUACGAAGAAGCCGACGGAGAAGGAGGUGAUGGAGUUCUGCAGGGCGAGAUUGCCGCACUACAUGGUGCCAAAAACGGUGGUGUUGAAGGAGGAGCUUCCAAAGACGUCCACCGGCAAGAUUAAGAAGUUCGUACUGAGAGAGAUCGCCAAGAAAAUGGGAUCGUCGAGGACGAGUCGUAUGUAGGAAACUGAGCUGAGUUGAGUCGAGUCGAGUCGACUCGUCACAGAGUUAUUUAUGUAUCAGUGGGAGAGAGUGGAGUCACCGAAUAAAAUUGGGAUAAGUGGUAAAAUUAAAUAUAAAAUUAAAUUGAUAUUGUUUAAUUUUUGUUUUUGGACAUAUAUUUUAAAUGUUAACUCUUGUUUUGACAUGUGUUUUAAAUUUUUUAAGUCAUAUCAGCAAUAGGAUAAAAUUCAUCCAAAUUGGAUUGGCCUAAGUAUUGUUUAAAUAUAUAUAUAUAUAUAUAUAGAAAAACCUAAUUGAGUAGCAGUUAGUUGAGAUCAAAGAGGAAUUGUGUCUAAUCAAACCGUAUUGAGGUGAAUCGAUUAUAUUCAAUUCGGUUACCUCAAUCUCUAAUGGUCAUAUUUUAAUUUUUUUUAUUAUUUUUUUCCUAUCUAAUUGAUUUUUAAAUAUAUGUACAUACAUUUAUGUUUAUGAAAACGGUUUUAGCGUUUUCAAUUUGUCAAUAUGUGUUUUUCCUUUUUUUUUUAAAAAAAAAUCAUUUUUCAAUUUAAUAUUAUGUGCAUACAUUUAUGCUUGUUAAAAGGGUUUUAGGACUUUCAAUUUGUCAAUAUAUAUAUUUGAAAAAAUCUAUUUUAAUUCAAACCGAAAAUAAAACCGUAAUAUUUACAUAUAUUUAUGUGAAAAGGAUUUUAGAUCUAUAUAUAUAUAUAUGAUGUAGUAUACUCCUAUAAUUUGUUCAGAAUCUUCAGACUCGAUGUUCUGUGUCUUUUACACAUGGAUGCUGCUUUUCCUACCACUUUUUUGCAACUUUAUUUAUUAUUUUUUUUAUUUUUAUUUUUAUUUUUUUUUUGUCUAAUAAGCAUAUAAUAUGGAGAAUUCUUUUUCUACCCCAUAAUCCAUAUAGCAUAAUGCAUGGCCCCAUGUAUAAACAUUAUUAUGUUUUUUGCUUCACCAUGUUUUUAAUGCAUAUAUGUCUUUAUCUUGUGUGGCCCCCACAUCUAGCAGUAUUGAGUUGUUUCAUUGUCAUGCGUUUGUUUUCAACACAAUCCCAAAAUGAGAUUUUGUAGGUUUUUUUGACUUCUGUUUUGUUAAUUUUAGGUGCAGAAAAUACCGAUGGAGGAUUUAAGAGAAUCUUUGUUGAUGAAGACGUAUUAGAAAUGAUUGAAGUUAAUCGAAACUCUGAUGUCAUUAAAUUGUUUGUUUGUACACAAAUAUCCUCGGAGAUGACUUUCUAAUGGGCUGUUGAUAAGUUGGUUAUUAAUGCAGUUAUGUUGUUUUUAGUUAUGUUAUUUUUGUGGGCAUCGAAUUGAUACGUUGAAUUUAGAAUUGAAAAAAUUUAAUUUAAAAUUUGUACUAAAAUUCUUUGAA
This is a messenger RNA of Cornus florida, 3073 nucleotides long. RefSeq names its product 2-methylpropanoate--CoA ligase CCL4-like. NCBI's taxonomy places the organism in Eukaryota, Viridiplantae, Streptophyta, Magnoliopsida, Cornales, Cornaceae. Bases 53 to 1708 code for a protein of 551 amino acids. The transcript has a single exon. The record is from RefSeq and is a predicted model, not a curated record.